CGGUAAAUGUGCGGCUCUGAGUACGAUAAUCUAGCAUCGGUGCGCGGUAAAAAAUCAUAACACAGCUGAUCGUCCACGCAGUUCCUCCUUCACGACGUGUUUUGAGAGGUGUUUGCAGUGUUUUUGGCGAAACCGUGCGCUGAAUGGAUGACUUUUUAAUGCUGGAGGUCCACUCCCUGACGCCCCGCCCUGCACGUCACGACCUGCCCCGGCAUCAGUUGAGCGGUGGCACUGCCCGGCACUUCCUCAAGAAGGCUCUCCUGCCCCUGACUGGCUGGUGUGACAGUCUGCUGCUUCUUGAAACCACUACAUGCCGGAGAUGACCCGACCCGCCCCGCCCCGCCCCACCUUCCUGGCCUGCCCGCCCCCUGGCAUAAAUUGAGCGGUGGCACUGCCCGACACUUCCUCAAGAAGGCUCUCCUGCCCCUGACUGGCUGGUGUGACAGUCUGCUGCUUCUUGAAACCACUACAUGCCGGAGAUGACCCGACCCGCCCCGCCCCGCCCCACCUUCCUGGCCUGCCCGCCCCCUGGCAUAAAUUGUUUCCAGAAACCCCUAAAUGACCGACUCUUCCAUGCCUGAGAUGACCCGCCCUGCCCUGCGUCAUGACCUCCCGGCAUACAUUGAGUGUCCAGAGGAAGGAAAGAAGAGAGAAAGGAAGGAAAGUGGUGGCACUGCCCGGCACUUCCUCAAGAAGGCUCUCCUGCCCCUGACUGGCUGGUGUGACAGUGUUGGCAGUCUGCUGCUUCUUGAUGUGACCUGCGACCUACCACAAGGCUUGGAUAAUGGUAGAAUAGUCCGACUCAACCAGACCCUGGAAUACGGUAGCCUGGUCGAAUAUCACUGUCUACCGGAACACAGGCUGGUCGGGGGGAGCUUCCGGAGGUCGUGUGGCGAGCUGGGCGAGUGGUUGGGUGGAGAACCGAAGUGUGUGUUGGGUCCAGAGGAUGCCUACAACACCAUAGGCUCCGAUAGUAGUAGUAGUAGUAGUGUGAGUACUACUUCUACUUCUACCGCUAGCAACACCGGGCUCUACAUCGGACUAUUCUUCGGGCUCAUCCUGGCGAUAGUCUUCAUAGGAGUGCUAGUCUACUUCAGAAUGUUUUGGGCGCCCAGAUGUACACGUGAACUAACAGUCUUGGCUUCAGGGCAGGUCGCUAAAAUGAUGGUGGCUCGCGCUAAAGAACUCUGCCCACUGCACUGCCUGAGUAGAUGGCCGAAGGACAACCUUGCUGAUGGCGUCCAAGGCCGUGGGUGGAGUCAGGGCACGAGGGCCCUGGGGAUCAUGGGUGCAGGUGCCCUAGGGGACUGGGCGAGUGUCCUGCGUGGGAGAGGCAUCUUGGAGUGGUCAGUUAAGCGGUGGCACUGCCGGCACUUCCUCAAGAAGGCUCUCCUGACCAUGACUGGCUGGUUUGACAGUCUGCUGCUUAGUGGUGAGUGUAAGAUGUCAGGCUAA
Eriocheir sinensis (Chinese mitten crab) is the source of this 1455-nucleotide messenger RNA. RefSeq lists its product as uncharacterized. Lineage: Eukaryota; Metazoa; Arthropoda; Malacostraca; Decapoda; Varunidae. The transcript is spliced from 14 exons. The record is from RefSeq and is a predicted model, not a curated record. Bases 559 to 1455 code for a protein of 298 amino acids.